AUGUGUCAUUCGCUGCCGAAAGCAUGGCUCGCAGUCCUGUGCCAAUUGACAGUUAUUGCUUGCUUAGUGAAUGGGCACGGAAUGGUGCUGGAUCCAAUAGCACGUGGUUCGCGGUGGCGUUGCAAUUCGAAAGCACCGGCAAACUACGAUGACAACGGAUUGUACUGUGGCGGUUACUUCGUUCAGUGGGAACAAAACGGUGGCAAGUGUGGUCUAUGCGGAGACGAUUAUGCCAGCGCGCGACCGCGAAUGCACGAACUGGGAGGUCCUUUCGGGCAGGGUGACAUCGUUCGGAACUAUACCAGGGGUGCAGUGAUUGAGGUGAAGGUGACUAUCACCGCCAAUCAUCGCGGGCAUUUUGUGUUCAAUUUAUGCGAUUUGAGCAAUAAUCAAUUGGAGAGUGAAGAGUGCUACGCACAGUACCCAUUACUAGAUGCAACAGGAAGGCGAGAAUGGACGCUUGAUUCGACGUUACCGGGAACCUAUGUGGUUAGCUUGAAACUGCCCGAUAAUCUAGUCUGCGAGCAUUGUGUUCUACAGUGGACUUAUAUCGCCGGCAAUAGUUGGGGUUACUGCGCCGAUGGCAGCGGACGACUGGGCUGUGGACCGCAGGAAAACUUCAGAACCUGCUCGGAUAUCGGUAUCUACGAUUCAUCGGACCGUAGACUCAACCAAUCCUACAGUUACUGUUCAGCCAGUCCGCGGUCAUUGAAUUGGAUUUUCGACAAUAUACCCCAGGAACACGAUGAGCUAGCAGCACCUGAAGACGCUCCGGCAGCAGUGGAACCCCCAGUGAAUAACGAAAUUACGAACUGA
Messenger RNA from Sabethes cyaneus, 816 nucleotides. RefSeq lists its product as uncharacterized. The transcript has 2 exons. Bases 1 to 816 code for a protein of 271 amino acids. The record is from RefSeq and is a predicted model, not a curated record. Lineage: Eukaryota; Metazoa; Arthropoda; Insecta; Diptera; Culicidae.